UCAGUUCUGGUAGUUCCAACAAUCACUACUUGGGAAUAUGGUACAAGAAUAUCCCAGUUAAAACCAUUGUUUGGGUUGCAAAUCGACUCAAUCCGAUCAAUGACUCCUCUGGCUUGUUAAUGAUAAACGAUAGUACAUGCAGUGUUGUGGUUAUGAGUCAGAAUAACAGUAUUGUUGUUUGGUCUACAAAAGCACAAAACCAAGCCAAGAAUCCAGUGUUAAAGCUCCUAGACACUGGAAAUCUUGUACUAACAGUAACAGAUGAGAAAGACGAAAAUUCAAGAAUCACCUUGUGGGAAAGUUUCGACUAUCCAACUGAUACAUUUUUACCAGGAAUGAAGCUGGGAUGGGACUUAAAGAAAGGCGUUAACUGGUCUUUUACAGCAUGGAAGAAACCAGAUGAUCCAUCUCCUGGAGAUUUCACCUAUGGGAUAUUAGAAAUGGGAAUUCAUUCAUAUCCUGAAGCUUAUAUCUGGAAAGGCAACAAAAAGUUCUACCGUACAGGUCCAUGGAAUGGCCUCAGGUUCAGUGGUUCACCAGAUUUAAACCCCAAUCCAGUUUAUAAUUACGACUUUGUCUCUAAUGAGAAUGAAGUGUACUACACGUACACCCUCAAAAAUAAGUCUCUAAUCUCAAGAGUAGUGGUGAACCAAACCGGCCAUACCCGUGAUCGCUAUACAUGGAUUGAAGCAGAGAAAGUUUGGAGGGUUUAUUCAUCAAGACCUAGGGACUACUGUGACAGUUAUGGCCUUUGUGGAGCCAAUGGAAAUUGUGUCCUUGCUGCAUCACCGGUCUGCCAAUGUCUAAAAGCAUUCAAGCCUAAAUCACCAGAAUUGUGGAGCUUAAUGGAGUGGUCUCAAGGUUGUGUACGCAAUAAACCAUUGAGCUGCCACACAGAUGGGUUUGUUAAAUUUGUUGACUUGAAAUUGCCAGAUACUACAUAUUCUUGGGUGAACAAAAGUAUGAGCCUUGAUGAAUGCAGGGUCAAAUGCUUGAACAACUGUACCUGUAUGGCUUAUACAAACUCGGAUAUCAGCGGAAGAGGUAGUGGCUGCGCCAUCUGGUUUGGUGAUUUAAUGGAUAUUAGACAAUUUCCGGCAGGUGGGCAAGAUCUAUAUAUCAGAAUGUCGGCUUCAGAGCUACUAGAAAAAAGACAUGGUACUAAGAUCAAGAUUGCAGUAACAGCUGCUGCUGUCCUUGCUGUAGUUUCUGGAACACUCUUAGUUGGCUUUUAUAUUUUCAGAACCAGGACAAACUUAAAAGCAAAAAAGGAGCCGAAUGGAAUUAUAAGUCAUCAGAACAAUGAAGAUCAAAAGGAAGACCUUGAGCUCUCUUUCUUAGACCUAUCCACAGUAGUUGGUGCCACUGACAACUUUGCUCUCAACAACAAGCUUGGUGAAGGUGGUUUUGGACCUGUUUACAAGGGCAUACUAGAAGACGGACAAGAAAUUGCUAUCAAGAGGCUUUCAAGGAGUUCUGGACAAGGAUUGAAUGAGUUCAAGAAUGAAGUAAGAUUGAUUGCCAAGCUUCAACACCGGAAUCUUGUAAAGCUUGUUGGUUGUUGCAUUCAAGGAGAAGAGAAAAUGCUGGUUUAUGAAUACAUGCCCAAUAAGAGUCUAGACUCCUUCAUUUUUGAUUUUGGAGUAGCCAGAACUUUUGGAGGAGAUCAGUCAGAAGGAAACACAAAUAGAGUAGUUGGAACUUAUGGUUAUAUGGCACCAGAAUAUGCUUUUGAUGGGCUAUUCUCAACAAAAUCUGAUGUCUUUAGUUUUGGGAUUUUGUUGCUUGAGAUCAUAAGUGGGAAGAGAAGCAGAGGGUUUUAUCAUCCAGAAAUCAGCUAUAACCUUAUUGGAUAUGCAUGGAGACUGUGGAAUGAGGGAAGGCCAUUAGAAUUGACUGAUGAAUGCUUAGGACAAUCGUCCACAUUGUCUGAGGUUCUCCGUUGCAUCCAUAUUAGCCUCUUGUGUGUGCAACAGUGUCCUGAGGAUAGGCCUAGCAUGUCAUCUGUGAUUGUGAUGUUGGGCAGUGAGGGUGCAUUGCCUCAGCCCAAACAACCUGGUUUCUUCUUGGAAAAAGAUUCAAAUGAAGCACAUUGUUUCUCAAGUAAGCAGGAACCAUCUUCGACCAAUGAAAUGACAAUUACAUUAUUGGACGCUCGGUAAGAACUUUGUACUAAAAAAACUCAGAGAAUUGUCGAUGCAGAAUCAAGUUUGAUUAUAAUCUGUAAUCAUUUCCUACAUUCAAGUAGGCUAUGUCAAUUCUAUUGGUACCUAAGGACCUUUA
Molecule: messenger RNA, 2283 nt
Organism: Quercus lobata
Lineage: Eukaryota; Viridiplantae; Streptophyta; Magnoliopsida; Fagales; Fagaceae
Product: G-type lectin S-receptor-like serine/threonine-protein kinase SD1-1
Exons: 8
Coding region: 120-2162 (680 amino acids)
Biological process (GO): recognition of pollen; protein phosphorylation
Cellular component (GO): plasma membrane
Molecular function (GO): ATP binding; protein serine/threonine kinase activity
Source: RefSeq, a predicted model, not a curated record